AUCGUUAGCGGUAGAUGACAGCAGUUUGUAAAUACUGAAAGAAGUGAGCUAAGCUAACUGAUUCACAGGAAAUACCUUUUCGGCCUCUGAGUAUCACUGCUACCACCAACUGAAGAUGUCUAAAAAGCAGAUGUACUAUUCUGACAAGUACAACGAUGAGGAGUUCGAGUACAGGCAUGUUGUGCUUCCAAAGCAGCUGUCUAAACUGGUGCCCUCUUCCCACCUGAUGACAGAAGAAGAGUGGAGGGGGCUGGGGGUGCAACAGAGUCAGGGCUGGAUUCAUUACAUGAUUCACAAACCAGAGCCACACAUACUGCUUUUCAGAAGGCCUCUUCCAAAGGAUUGAAUGAAAACCAUCUGUAAAAUACCUGCCAACGUCUUUGUUGACUUGUACUGACUUUGGGCCAUGCAUCUCCCAUACAUUUGGAUGUUUCUACAUAUGUUCUUAUGUAUUGUGUAGAAAACCUUUAGCUGUUUUGUUGUAUGUUCUUUCAAACUCCCUCAGUUUUUAGAGGUAAUGAGAGGAAUGGCUUAAUCACACUGUGAAUGAUACUUUAACAGUAUGAAGGAGAGUUUCUUGUACAUUUUUAAGUGUUUCUAAUGUCAUUUUGUUGAAAUUGAUUUAUUUACUGAGUGGUCAAAUUUAUUGUAUUUUA
Monopterus albus (swamp eel) is the source of this 656-nucleotide messenger RNA. It is a transcript of the gene cks2, whose product is annotated as CDC28 protein kinase regulatory subunit 2. Gene Ontology annotation, molecular function: cyclin-dependent protein serine/threonine kinase regulator activity. The transcript has 3 exons. The coding region runs from base 116 to 346 and encodes 76 amino acids. The record is from RefSeq and is a predicted model, not a curated record. Lineage: Eukaryota; Metazoa; Chordata; Actinopteri; Synbranchiformes; Synbranchidae.